AUUUGGACUUUCAUUACACAAGUUCUGACAACUGACAUGUUGUAUCGUUCUUGUAGGUCCUAGUUUACUUUCUCGCUUGGUUGACCUGGUGUAAGGCCGUGAAUUGUACGCAAACAUGUGGGGCGUUAUUCCGCAAUUUGCACCAAUUGAUGAAGACGGCAUAAGUUUUUGACACCGUGUCGGGAACUAAGCGAUCGGAGGUGCAGUGCUUACAUGAACUUCGGAGGCAUUUUAUCUCGGGUCGACUGGUGAUAUAAUAAGAAACACAGUUGUGAUCUUACGUUACACGUUGUGUUGAUCAUUUAGAGUGUUUGUGUGUGUGUCCAGCAGCGUCUGUUACGAAAGAACACUUCUCUGUCAAUUGUAUCCGAAGCUGAGCGAUAAGAGUUCACGAGGUGACGGGAUGUUUCAUUGGUGUAGCCAAUCAGAAUGAGUUCGCUGUCCGCGAUGGGACUGUCAGAUCUACGCCGUCUGUGAGCAGCUGUUAACGUUUUAACCACACGAAUUCGUGUUUCGGAUUUUGUUAAAGAGUCCAGACAGCAACAGAAUUAAUCUGGUAAAGAGACGCUGAAUGUAUUGGGACACGGAACCACCACCACCCGUUAAUCAUCAACCUCGUACGAUUGAUAACACAGAGUACCAGUACUCUGGAAGCAAUUUACAGUUUAAACCUUUAGGCGCGUGUCAGAGGGCCCCUUCGCGUCGUCGCUUCUACUGGAUUCCGAAACGUGAACGCAAGAGGAUUUUACCGUCUCUUCGUCUAGGUUGUGGCAUUGUAUGCAGUCAGAGUUGGUUUUUUACUGACAGGAACAUCUAGGCCGCCUACGUAAAUUUAAAAUUUGCAGUCACAUAUGUACGCUGGUUACUGCGUUCUAGGACGGAUAUAAGACAUUUGCCAAGCCAAUUGUGGGUUUAAUCAUUGAUGAUAUUGCUGAAGAUUUGCAAUAGAUUGAUACAGUCUUGCAUCUCUAGUGAUGUUUGUUUGAUUACGGAGGUGCAGACUGUUAACGAGUCUGUUUACCCAAUGAAAGGCUUCUGGAGUCUGUGCAAGUGUUUUGCUAAAUCCUAAGAUAGUUUUAGGAGUCUCUUUAUAACAACUUGGCACAUAUUUGUGUGCCUCAACAUCUCGUGAUAAUAUUUGAUCUCACUUCCUACUACAACCUGAAUUUCGUUUUUAUUUUGUUACCCAAAGUGGUCAUGGUGAUGGUUGUGUAUAGAGCCAGAAGAUUUUGUGAGCAGAAAAAGCAACAGAGUCGACAGAGAAAAAGUCGUCACCCAGAGGACCUUGCCCCUUGUAUUAGUAUCGCCGUCAUCAAACCUCCAUGUACAGGAAGUCAGACGUGGUGUGUUGAUCCAGAGUCCCAUCGCUUGGCCCUCAGUGCGAAGGAGAUCACGGUCCUCGAAAGAAGUUGAAUUCGUAAUAAAAAGAACGCAGAUUUCUUCAAAGAAUCAUAAAUGGUAGUGAUUUUCAUGGGAUACCAACUUCAUCUGCCAACAAAUAGUAUUAUAUAUGCGUAACUACUGCUUUUUUUGAAAUUGUUUUUGUUUCUAAGUUAUCUGUAGUACAAUAACUAAGUCUCUCACGUGCAGUAGAAGGCAAAGUGAUGUUUCGUGUGACUGGAAGGCUGGCAGUCUCUUCAGAACAGUUCCAGAUUUUACUUCAAAUUUUGAAGACCAAAUAGCACAUUCCAGUGAACAUCCUUCAAAAAGUUUUGUACCGAAACAAGAGUCUAAAUUUCAGAAGUUCUUCUCACUGCCGUGCGUAAGGAAGUCCGUCGGUAUCUACGGCCGACAAAUGCGUGUCCUCAAAGGCAUGGAAGUUCAGGUGAUAUUAAAUGAUGUUGCUGGAAUCAUGGAUUUACCCUUUCCGGACAAUCAGCCAUUAGAAGCGCCUGAGAAUAACCCCGAAAGUAACGAUGAACAAGGGGGUAACAAAGUUCAAACGUGGUCAGACGCAAUUAGCCCCGCUUCAAGCUCCACUGAAAUAGCGUCGGAUGAUAAUGGAUCCGAUGAUCUUUUCUCCUGGCCAAAUGAAUUGAAAUUGGCUUUGAAUAACGUUAAGAAUAACCUGGCUGUUGCCGUCAGUAACACUUCGACGUCUGCGAGCAAUGGUAUAACAGUUCCUGGAGGACGGAAGAGGAAGAUGUGGGACUACACCGACGCUCCAGUUGCUAAGGCGCCGGUAUCAUCUCCUCAAGACAAACAGUAUCAUCAGUUGAAUGUAGCUGGUAAUCAGCAGAUGGUGAUUUCUGAGCCGCUUAUGAUUGGAGACUGCAGUAAUGGCGGUGGUACCAAGCUGAUGACAACGCUGUCUGGCUACAAAGACAACAAGGACCCUCUUUCUGGGAUCUCAGCACCGGCCAUGGGUGGGACAGAGCAGGACAAGGAAAAAGUCAAGAAAGGAGAAUCAGGGUCGUCUGCGAGUAGGAUGAGUAGCUGGCAGGUUGAGGACAUAGCGGAAAAUCUCGCAGCUGACCUCGACGGCAGUCUUUCCGGGCUGGGGGUCGACCUGAGCGGAGCACCCUAUAACAUGAGCGAGGCCCUUCUUGCACUGCCAUCUCUAACCGUGUUCAAACAGGAAGCCCCAUCGCCGUCGUCACAGAACGAUGCAGGCCCAAAAUUUAUCAAGAGGCUCAUACGUGUCCCUGCAAGUCCCUUCCAGUUCAUCACUGAAAAUGACUCAUUCAGUAUUAGGUUGCAGCAUGCCUGUCCAAACUCCAGCGGCACUGGUGUGGGAGAGGCAGAUUCGAACACGCCUACCACGAACAACACCAAGAACAGCAGCAGUAGAGGGGCGUCCCCACUCCACCAGCUGUUGCAACAACACAGCACCAGUGCUUUCACCAAUACUGUGUCUACGACCGUUCUAUCCAGUUCACCGACUCAGCACCUGCAGCUGGACUCCUGUGGUUCAGUGAGUCAGGCCAUAGUUGGGAGCACUACAAGUACACAUCCGGUUCUGAGUCACAUCGAGAAUUUCCAAGCUCGCACUCCUGGUGUGGUUACAACUUCGUCGUCAUCACCCUUAAGCAGUUCCUCUUCUCAACAGGAUGUAGGCAUUGACUGCAGAUUCCAGUACGUACUUGCGGCAGCCACUUCCAUCGCUACCAAAGUGAACGAAGAAACGCUGACUUAUUUAAAUCAGGGGCAGUCGUACGAGAUAAAGUUGAAAAAACUGGGGGAAUUAUCUGCCUACAGAGGGAAGAUUCUUAAGAGUCUGAUUAGAAUCUGCUUUCACGAGCGUCGGCUGCAGUACAUGGAACGUGAGCAGAUGGCUGCUUGGCAGGCGUCCCGACCAGGAGAUCGUAUCGUCGAAGUCGAUAUCCCUCUCUCAUAUGGUAUAUAUGAUGUUGUUCAGGAUCAGUACUUGCUGAACACUGUUGAAUUCUUGUGGGACCCCACAAAAGAAGUGGGAGUGUACAUCAAGGUAAACUGCAUUAGCACAGAGUUUACCCCAAAAAAGCAUGGCGGAGAAAAGGGGGUUCCAUUUCGAAUCCAAGUCGAGACAUACUUGCAGGGAGAGGGAACGCUAAGAAGAUUACAUGCUGCAGCGUGCCAGAUUAAAGUUUUUAAGUUAAAAGGCGCUGACCGUAAGCACAAACAGGACCGAGAGAAGAUACUGAAACGUCCCCCAUUGGAGCAAGAGAAAUUUCAACCUUCAUAUGACUGCACAGUGCUCAAUGAUAUUACUUCGGAGUCUCUGAAUACAAACUCCGUAAGUCCCGCAGUAACGUCUACAAGUUCCGGCGGAACCAGCUUUAGCCCACACUCUGAAAACCAGUAAGUAACACACCAUCAGUUUGUAUUAGUAUUCCUCAAAGGUCUUACUGAUGCACGUUCU
Molecule: messenger RNA, 3841 nt
Organism: Zootermopsis nevadensis
Lineage: Eukaryota; Metazoa; Arthropoda; Insecta; Blattodea; Termopsidae
Source: RefSeq, a predicted model, not a curated record